Trichophyton rubrum CBS 118892 is the source of this 1497-nucleotide messenger RNA. RefSeq lists its product as uncharacterized. The transcript has 3 exons. The record is from RefSeq and is a predicted model, not a curated record. Lineage: Eukaryota; Fungi; Ascomycota; Eurotiomycetes; Onygenales; Arthrodermataceae. Bases 1 to 1497 code for a protein of 498 amino acids. Gene Ontology annotation, biological process: proteasome-mediated ubiquitin-dependent protein catabolic process. Gene Ontology annotation, cellular component: proteasome regulatory particle.
AUGGGUUCCGACCCGCAGUUUGCCAAAUACCCCAACCUCUCCCUCAGCCAAGACAUCUUCAACCUCUCAAACCCAGCAUGCCACGCUUCCUCACGCCAGAGCUCUCUGAAGAAGCUCCAGGCCGCCAUAAAAGAGCACAACAUGGCGCCCCUAUACAGACAUCUUGCUCAUCCGGUAGAAGGUGUGCUUAAUAGCACUGGGGAAGGCUCGUCACAGCCCCCUGCAGCAGCUGGAUCAAGCCCUGGCAGCACUGGGGUGGUGGUGAUGUCCGACAUGCUAGCGCGGAGACCAUCGACUAGCAGGUCAGAGUUAGUGUGGGAUGAGAAGCUCUAUGAUCGCCUGGUCGCGGAGAAUAAAAGGGAGUUGGAUGAGUUGACGAAGGAGGAGGAAGAGGCGGCUGAGGCUGCUGGUGAGACGGAAGUACAAGCCGCAAGGGGCAAGAAAGCAGAACUUUGGGCCAGAGUAGGCGAUAAGGAUAAAGCCAUCGCGGCUUAUGAGGCUGUGUUUGAAAAUACUGGUGUCCUAGGCACCAAGAUCGAUAUUGUGCUCGCUAUGGUCCGUAUUGGACUUUUCUUUGGUGAUAAGGUAUUCGUCAAGAAAACUGUAGACCGUGCAAACACUCUGGUUGAGUCUGGUGGUGAUUGGGACCGUCGAAAUCGGCUAAAGGCCUAUAAGGGUCUUCAUCUACUUACUAUCCGCAAUUACAACCUCGCAGCACCUCUACUCCUCGACAGUCUAUCGACAUUUACCAGCUAUGAACUCUGCAGUUACUCCAACCUGGUUAUUUAUUCUGUUCUCGCUGGUUCGCUAUCUCUUCGACGUGUGGACUUCAAGGCCAAGGUAGUUGAUGCACCAGAGAUCAAGGCUCUUUUAGGAGAAGGUCAGGACAGACUAUCUGCGCUAUCAGGGUCUCUCUCUUCAGGUCCCGGAGCAGGUGAUGAAGAUAUGACAGACGUGGAGACCAGUGCCACUCCCACACCAGCCACAGCAUCCAAAGUAGUCAACCUUACCACGCUAGGUACUGAGGCUGGCGUUCAAUCCGAAGCUGAAGCGCCCGUCGACUUUACCUCAUUGACCAAGCUUGUUAGCAGCCUUUACAUGGGCCAGUACCGCUCAUUCUUCUCCGCAUUGGCAGCAGUGGAAGAUAACUUCCUUAGCCAGGACAGGUAUCUGUUCGAGCACCGUGCCUGGUUUGUGCGUGAGAUGAGAUUACGCGGCUACCAGCAGCUACUGCAGAGCUACCGCGUCGUUGGCUUAGCAAGUAUGGCCGGUGACUUCGGUGUCACUGUUGAUUUCCUAGAUCGGGACCUUGCUAAGUUUAUUGCCGGGGACCGGAUAUCGUGCACGAUUGACAGGGUCAACGGGAUUAUUGAAACUAACAGACCAGACGACAAGAACAAGCAGUACGCAGACGUAGUAAAACAGGGAGAUGCCCUAAUCACUAAGCUGCAGAAGUACGGGCAGGCUGUGCGGUUGAGAGGCAGUGAGCGUGGCUAA